AUGCCGCCGCCCGCAGGGAAAUGCUCGAGUGAGCAGGUGGGGAAGAGCGCGUCAGGAAGCGGGCCUCGUGAGGAGCGCGCCAAGCGGGUGCCCGCGACCAAGCCAGGCUGGACGCUGACGCUGGAGGGGCUGGCCGCCAUGAGCCCCACGCAGCGACACCGCCACCUGCUUUUCGGCGACCUGCUCCAGGACGUGGGUGCAGCCGCCUCCAUCUUUCCGCGCGAGUCGGUAGAGCUGGAGUACCUCAUGCCCGACCCCCGCGCCUGGACGCAGUGCGAACUACCCACCGAGCGCUGGAACCGGCUGCUGGGCGUCCUCAAGGCAGCGGAGGCUCGCGGGCGAGUCCGCGCCCUGCGACUGCGCUACACCCGAAUGCGGGCAGAGGAAAUUGCGCUCCUGAUCCAGCGGCAGGACUCGGCGCGCGCCGCCAUCAGACUGGAGACAUUCCUGCCGCCACAGCUGAAACCCACACGGAUUCCGGAUCCCCUGGAUCGACAAGAGCGGAGGCGCGUGGAGACCAUUCUGGAAGAGGCGGUGGAUGGCAGCAUCUUCCCACGGUGA
Messenger RNA from Urocitellus parryii (Arctic ground squirrel), 561 nucleotides. It is a transcript of the gene Lkaaear1, whose product is annotated as LKAAEAR motif containing 1. Lineage: Eukaryota; Metazoa; Chordata; Mammalia; Rodentia; Sciuridae. The record is from RefSeq and is a predicted model, not a curated record.